This is a messenger RNA of Haliotis rufescens (red abalone), 1453 nucleotides long. Its product is annotated as macrophage mannose receptor 1-like. Bases 135 to 1379 code for a protein of 414 amino acids. The transcript is spliced from 8 exons. The record is from RefSeq and is a predicted model, not a curated record. NCBI's taxonomy places the organism in Eukaryota, Metazoa, Mollusca, Gastropoda, Lepetellida, Haliotidae.
UCUCUAUAGAGGGGUGUGAUUUACUUCUCUACGUAUAUGUUAUUAUAUACAAGCCAUCAUCGAGCUCCUAUGGUUCUCACUGGCUUAGAGAGGGCGCUGCUUGUACUAGUCACGGCCAAGUGAAGCAGGUCGACAUGAGCGGGACAGUAUUCAUGAUCCUGGUACUGCUUUUAGCUGCCGAUGCCUGGGUUUUGGCGAUGGAGCAGACUGAUGUGUGUGGGGGAGCGCAGUCUCAACUGGGAGACAAGUGUUUUCACUUCAUCGAGACGAAACUCACCUGGCCCGAAGCCAAGGCGUACUGUAAGGCGGAAUAUGGCGGAAUCCUGGCCCAACCAACAACCAAAGAGAAUGAGGAAAUCAAGACAUACCUGACGAAUCUUACAAAUAAAUGUGCCAACAAGGCGCUGUUCUGGCUGGGUGUGUUUGGAGUCGAGGAGUCAAGAACACAUGUAUACGCUGUUACAGGAAGUGUUAUCCAGUUCUCCGACUGGUCGAGAGGCAACCCGAGUUGGUCGCCCAGCAUGGUGGACGGUAGCCUAGAAACGUGUGUCGAGUAUCGCUGUGUUGCUGGCAAAAUCAAGUGGAAUGACAAAACGUGCUCUUCUCCCUCAGCCUUUGUCUGUGAGACCAGGGCAACGUCUGCAGCCAACAGCACUGCAGGUGAUAUUUCAUCGUCGACAAGCGAGAGAGUCAUUGAAUCCCAAACGAAUGACACAAUUACAGAUUUGUCAGGAUGUGGCGAGGCACAGUUGCGUGUUGCCAACAAAUGUUUUCAUUUCAACGACUAUGGCCGAACAUGGGAGGAAGCAAAGGUAACUUGUCAGGAGGUGUACGGGGGAAUGUUGGCCCAACCAGACACUGCUGAGAACAAGGCAAUCAAGGACUACGUGAUGGGAGUGACCGAUCAAUGUCAGAACAUGAGGUCAUACUGGUUUGGUAUGAACCAAAACUCCAACACAUCGUGGAUCUUCGCUGCGGGUGACGACCCCCCAACCUUUUUGGAUUGGCACCCUGAUGAACCGAGCUAUUAUGACAAUAACCGUAAUCCGGAAGGAUGUGUUGAAUACCAGUGUCUGGCGUACAGAGGAAGCAUCGCAUGGAAUGACAGAUCCUGCGAGCAUCAGGUGUCCUUCAUCUGUGAAAACACGGUGUCCACUCCCGCGCCAACACCCGCCACUACUCCAGCACCACAAUCAGUACCAGACGCAGGGGAGGGUGGAGCAACUUCACAGAACAACUCGUCUGACUUGCACAAUGGUCAGACACUGAAUGGAACUACAAAUAUGAAAUCCGAAUCGAACCAGCUGGAGGCCCUGAGACCAGCUGCAGCUGUUGGGGUGGGUUGUGUCAGUCUUUUGUGGAUGCACCGCAUGCUGUGAGGAGACAACUAAACCCCUGUGUACGUGGAGUCGUGUUCUUGUACCACGAAACAGUAAAAUUUGCUUUUAUUUCA